AUUAGGGUUAUGUUGUUAACUAAAUGUAAAGUGUGGUAUAUUGUGUUUGUUACUUCGACGGUGCUAGUUGUGGUAGUACAUAAUGAUGAAUGAAUUGACCCAUAAAUUGUUGAAAUUUGUGAAUAUGAACAUUAAAGCAUGAGUAUAUUUUGAGGAUUUUCAUCAAUAGUGGCUGAAAUCUCAACAUCACCAUGAAGAAUAAAUCAACUCAUCACAAAGACUCUAAUACCUUCAAGUUUUUAACGUUUUCGGAGCGUAUAGCACAAAUCGAUGUGGAUGUGUUUCAUAAAGUGGCUCAUGAGUACGAAUCACAGUCAGAUGAAAACGAAUCAUAUUUCUAUCAAACAAUAAUAAAAUGGAAUGUAUUGAAUCUGAGUGAAGCAUAUGACUCGUUUCGAAAAGAAAUUCGUGCAGAUAAUUUGGUGACAUUGCCUCAAAUUUUGAUAUCAAAGGAUCGAGUAAUUGAAAUUUUAUUGAAACAUUUGAAGCUGCAAAACCCAUUAAGCAUACAGACUCUAUUAGAUUUGGUAGUUGCUAUUGCCAAAGAUCUUCACAAGGAAUUUUAUGUAUAUUUUCCAAAAUUUUUGGAGGUGCUGAUUUAUUUACUCGAUACCAAAUGUUCCCAACAGCUGGAGUGGACUUUCACUUGCUUGGCCUACUUAUUCAAAAUUUUGUGGAGACAUUUAAUUAAAGACAUUAACGUAGUUUUCAAAGCUCUGUUACCCCUCCUAUCGGAUAACAAACCAGAUUACAUCAAUAGUUUUGCUGCAGAAAGUUUUUCAUUUGUAGCAAGGAAAGUGAAGGAUAAAAAGACAUUUUUGAAUCUUCUUGUGAGAUCAGUGAAAAAUGAAGAAGAUGGUAUUGCUGGAUGCGGUAAACUCCUUUUUCAAGUUAUCUACGGAGUUGAGGGACAGUUUCACAGUUGUGCAGAUUCUUUUUUUCUACUUCUUUUGGAAUCAUUAUCAGAUGUGAAGCAGAAUCAAGAUGUAUUAUUCAGAAUUAUGGAAGGUGUAGUAUCAAACAUUCUUGCUCAUGUUCAUCCACAAAAAAGUGAUUUAUUGUGGUCUACUUUUGUUGUUGUGUUGAAGAAUCUUACUGAAAAAUAUAAAAUUGGGCAAGGCACUAGUGUUAUAAAAGAUAUUGAUAUUAUCUUGAAACUUGUGGGGCAAUCUGUUGAAUAUAAAAAUGGAAAAUUUUUACAGAAUCCUGUUGUAUUAGUAGAAACGUUGAUGGAGUUACUAAAUGUUUGUAACGAGGAAAAAGAUGCAUUGUUAACUAUAACUCAAAUAUGUAUUUUGUUACUUGUAUCAAAAAACGUCAAAAUUUCACAGGAACAAGCUUCUUUAUUGAUUAGAAAAUUAUUGUCUAUUACUCAUAAAUCUGUAUUUUUGUAUUUUGUUGAUAAUAUUAGUACAUACUCUUAUUUUGAAAGAAAUGUUUUGCCCAAUUUCUUGAGACUAUGUGUAAAAAAUCAGUUGGAUUCAGACUGUUUUCAGAUUCUAACAAGACUUGUUGAGAAGAAGGCCCCGCUAUGUAUUAAUGGUAUGAAUUUACAGAAUUGGGUCAGGUAUCCAAUUGAUUUUAAAGAAAAUACCAGUUUCAUUAUGAAUAUUUUACUUUCUAAAAUUAAAGUGAAUAGUUUGGAUUUGAUCAAAAGUUAUGAUGAUUAUUAUAAGAGCUUGGUUUGUUUGCCACAUUUGACUUCAACAUAUGAUGAAGAAAUCAUUGAAAUUCUCAAAAAUAAAUUAUUAUUUUUUUUAGAUAUGAUUGAUCAGCAAGUUGACUCAAAAACAUGCUUGUUUUUGAUAAAUGUAACAGUUGAAUGUAUUAUUCACAUUCAGUGUAACACCUCACAUGUUGCUGAUUUUACUUCAAAUCAUAUUUUGCCAAAAAUAUUGCACCUAACUACUAAUAUUGCUUAUAUUACUGCCUUGCAAACUUUGAGUUUGAUUGUCACCUCUGUGAACGGUGAAAGUAAUUUAAUAUCAUAUGAAACAUUGAUGAAAAUUAAUAACACAAUGCAGGUAAACUUCAGUUCUCCUUUUCAUGAGAUCAGACUUUUAACAACUCACAUAUACAAGGCAUUUGAAAAUCUUUCAGAAUUUCAGUUGAAACAUAAUGCUGAUUCAGAUUCAGUACAAGAAAGCUGGAAGAUUUUUUCGAUUUUUUACAGUGUAGAGUCCACAACUCCAGAUGUUCACACUUAUAGAGAUCAAUUGCAGAACCUUGAAAAACUGAAUUUCAACAAGCCUCAAAUGAGAAUGUGUAUGCAAACUCCAUUUAAAACAAUUCCUUUAAGGUACCUUUGUGGCGCUCUAUAUUUUAAUUUUCAGUUACUCUGGGAGCCUAUCUUGAAAAUAAUUUCUUCACAUGCUCUUGGUAUGGAACUGAAUAUUUUUUGGGAUAUAUUUGGAUAUCAACUGAAAAAUGUUUGUCACCAACUGAAAUCUCCAAAACAUGAUUUAGAAUUAAUUGAAUCAAAAUCUGAAACGAUUCAUAAGUACUAUGAAAAAACAUCGAAACCAGAUUUUGUUAAUUAUAGAAUGCAGUUGUGGAAGGCAUUGUCUUUGUUUCCUAAUGUUGCAGAAGCUAAAACUAGAGAAGUGUCUGUAUUAUUACUUGAUUUUAUUGAAUCAGAAUAUCGCACAACCAAUUCUGAAGUUGCAGUAUUCCAGAGUAUUAAACAAAUGCUUCCUGCUGAAGAAAAUCUUUUUGAAGACAGAAAAAAUGCAGAAAGCGUUCUGGAAAAUGAAGAAAAAACAGACAUUUCUGUUGAAAAUCAAAAGGAUAUCUCACCCGAAGUAUCAAAAAAAUUUUCAUCAAAUAUCAACAAAACGAUGUUAAUUAAAACUUUGUUGUGUAAAUUGAAGGUAUUUUCACAAGUCCACAGUCCUUUAUCUAUGUAUCGAGAGCCUGAAUUGUGCAAACUGUAUUUUGAUCUCCUGCAACACAAGGAUUCAAGUAUUCAAAAGGCUGCAUUGGAUUGCAUCAUGACUUAUAAACAUAAAUAUUUAACACCGUACAAAGAAAACUUGUACAAUUUAGUGGACGAUAAGAAUUUUAAAAACGAAAUAACUACAUUUAAAGUUGAUAAAGAUAGCGACAUAGUUCUUCUGGAACACAGAGAGGGGCUGAUCCCCAUUGUGAUGCAAAUUGUAUUCAGCAAAAUGAGUGCAAAAACUGGAAUGAGGACUGGUGGAAAGUCUUCAGGACAAUUGAGAAGAGGACUGAUAUUAAGGUUUUUAGCAGGAUGUCAAGAGAAUGAAAUGCUCACAUUUCUACAAAGAGCUUUGAAAUUAUAUAACAGUUAUCUUCAUGAUGAUCCCGUUAUGAUGGUUGAAUCCAUAUUGAAUAACACAAGUUUGGAUACUUUCCUACCACCCAAGAGGAUGCAGAGUACUAUAAAUUUAUUGAACGUUAUUUUGGAACAAUGCGGUGGUUUAAUGGGAGAUACAAUUCUGUCAUAUUUACUUCAAAUUUUAAUGAUAAUUGGAGCCUUUUUAAAAGUGGCUUUUGAUAAUGUAGAACAGGUACAUUCAGGUUACUUAUCAGUGUUGAAAUUGAUUCGCAGUUCUGCCAUGAAAAUGCUGGGAAGAUUUUUCAGUCAAUUUGUUAAGUACUCCUGGAAUAACAAACAAAUCAAUACAAUAUUUGAAUUGUUUGUGUGGCCUAACUUAAGUAAAUUGAACAUUGAGAGUAUUCAUAGUCCAACUGCUUUGCUUAAAUUAAUUGCAAUAUGGGCCUCCAAUCCUAGGUAUUUUCCAUUAUUAGUUAAAUGCAAGGAAAAUGAACACAAUCAGUAUGUGUUACCAUACGUCAUGAAAUUACUAGUGAAUGAGAAAACUGAAAUGAAGGUAAUCAAUGCUAUCGAAGAAAUGUUAGAAAAUUUGUUGACUUUACAACCUGACGAAGAAGAUGAACAAAUGUCUAUUCCAGUUGAUAACCAGUUGCCAGUUGACAAAAAAGAAUUGAACAAAAUAGGUUUAGAUGGUAAACUGAAUUACGGAAGCAUGAUUUUGGUUCCACAUGUACCCAUCAUUUUAAAUAAAAUUCAGAAAAACCUCUUAAAAAAAUCAAAAUAUUUGAAUAAAAAGGAGCUGUUCAUAUUAUCUGCAAUUUCUGAAAUGAUUUGGGAACCCAUAAUCAGUGAUAAAAUUUUAAGUCUUCUUCUACCUGUUGUUUUAAAAAGAUGUACCUUUUCUUCAGAAGAUGUUGUUCUUAAAUACAUGACAACGGUUGAUAAUCUUAUCAAAAAUGUAUUGAAACCUCAAAUCCAUCUCAAGGAAAUAUCCCCAUUAUUCGGAGAAAUAUCAUACCCAUCGUGUCGCAAAAUAUUAUGUCACAUUUUGGAAGUAAUUGCUGAAAAAUCAGAAGAUGAAAAACUCAAGUCAGAUGCUAGGAUAAUAACAAAAAUCAAUGCUUUCGAUCGAAAAUGGAUUGAUCAGCCUGAUUUUGAACUUCGUCAUGAAGCCUUCAAAGAUGUCAACAACAUUAUUCAGAAUGAAGAUAUCAACAUUCAUUUGGGAAUUCUUGUUGUAUAUAAUUGCUCUUUUUUUAUGAAAAGUGAAAAAGAUUUAUCGCUAAGAGAAAUUAGUUCUCAUACUCUCAAAUGUACAUCUUCUGAAUUGUUAAAAAAGCAUAAUAGGCAAAGCGACUACAUUUUGGAUGGGACAUUAUUUACCUUGAUAAGAGCUGGGCUCAAAAGUCCUAAAGAUGAAAUCCGCAAUGAAUAUAUUUCACUGUUGGGUCAUUUAGCUAGAGAGUGUCCAGAAUGUCAUGUAAUUUUGAGAGAUCUCAAUAAGUUCACAAACAAAAAUGAUUUGGAAGUAGAUUUUUUCGAAAAUUUGAUUCAUCUUCAGAUUCACAGACAAGCAAGGGCGCUAUUGAAAUUCUGCCAUGUUACCAGAGAACAAUUAUCAGCAUUGAAUCCCAAAACUAUAAUGCUAUUUAUUCUGCCUUUAACAACACAUUACCUCUGCAAAGAAAAGUUUUCGAGUAAGAACAGUCUUAUUGAUGCAGCUAUUGAAACUGUUGGUACUGCUUGUAGAAUUUUGCCUUGGCAUCAGUACGAAGGAGUAUUAAAAUAUUACUUGACAAAAUUGAGUGGCAAACUAGACUUUCAAAAGCAACUUGUCCGAUUGAUUGUAUCUAUUCUGGAUGCCUUCCAUUUUGAUCUUAGAAGGGCCAUCCUGAAUGAAACAGAAACGCAAAUUGCAGAAACAAAUAAAUCCGAAGAAAAAGAAUCUCCAUUGGAUGAUAUCGUUGAGAACAAAGACUUAUUGGACAAUUCCGCAGAAGAAAAAGAAAACUUAUUGGACGAUCAAACUUAUUCUGAACUAGAAAGUGAACAGGAUGAGGAUGACGAGAAUGUCGGUGAAAAUGAUGAAGAUGCAGUUGAGAGUGGUGUGAAGGUAUGUGAAAAAGUUAAUGUGUUAUGCAAAUCUACAGCUACAAGAGUAAUUAGGACAAUAAAGUUGGUACUUUUACCAAUGCUUCACAGGUCCUUGGCAGAGAUGACACAACACGAAAGCUCUCAUAAAGUUAACAGAAAAAAAACUGGCAGCGAUCGAGAAGAAGAAGAUUUAUUGCGUGUUCCUAUUUCGUUAGCUCUUGUGAAACUUCUGCAAAGGCUACCCAAGCAGAUUUUAGAAGAUAAUUUACCAGGUAUUUUUAUGAAAACCUGCACUUUCCUCAGAUCACAUCUGGAAAGUGUUCGAAGAGUAGCUAAAGAGACAUUACAAAAAAUUAUGUUAACGUUGGGACCCAAAUAUUUGGCACUACUGUUAGGAGAGAUGGCGUCCCUUCUGAAUAGAGGUUAUCAAGUUCAUGUUCUAGUCUUCACAAUCCAUGGCAUUCUGAAUUGCUUGAAGGAAUUGUAUGAACCUUCAGAUAUCGAUGAUAUAUUACUAACAGUAAUGAAUCUUUGCACUGCUGAUCUGUUCGGUACUUUAUCAGAAGAAAAAGAAGUCGUUAAAAUUGCUGUGAAAGUUGCUGAAGCGAGGCAGUCCAAAUCUUAUGACACCCUUCAGAUUAUGUCUCAAUACAUAACAGAGUCCUGUCUGUUAGAUAUAAUAUUACCUAUAAAACAAGUUUUGGAGACUUCACAUUCUUUCAAAAUUACGGUCAAGGCACAAACAGCAUUGAAACAUGUUGCAUUAGGCUUGGUAGAUAAUACCUUUAUCUCUGUUACUUCAUUGUUGAAAUUUGCUUAUGGUACAGCAUCGAAAAGCAUUCCCCAACUAAUUCCUAAGUUGAAAAAGGAAGUAUCCAAAAAAGCAAGCGAUAAACGUUUGGAAGAGAAAGAGGAUUGUUUUAUAAUCCCCAAAGUCCCUGGAAAUAGAGAGUUAUAUAGAAGGCAAAAUGUUAAGACUGCAGUAGAUACAAAUGCUCAUUUAUUGAUUGAAUUUGGAUUGAGAUUGUGUCUAGUAAUAUUGAAAAGGGAAAAGUUGAAAUUUGAAGAAUUCAGGAAAUUUGUUGAUCCUUUUGUGGUGAUAUUUAAGAACUGCUUAAAAUCUAAACAUGUGAAAUUGUGUACUUUAACACUUCAAUGUCUAUCAUGGAUAUUGAAAUAUGACUUGCCAUCUCUUAGAUGUCACAUCAAAUCCAUCACCAAAGAUAUAUUCAGUAUUUUACAUAAAUAUGCAUCAGCAGGUCUUAGUAAAGGAGACAAUUUUGAUUUAGUUGUUUCCGCAUUCAAAUCAAUGGCAGUGCUUGUAAGGGAUGUCAAAUUUCAUACCAUCGACACUAAUCAGAUAAAAAUUCUCAUUUUGUAUAUAGAACAAGAUAUUCAUGAUCAUGAUAGACAAGUUACUGCCUUCAAUUUGUUGAAAGCCAUUAUUGCUAGAAAAGUCAAUAUUCCUGAGUUGAAUGACGUGAUGGAAAAAGUAGCUGAACUCAGUAUAGUUUCGGAACUGGAUUAUAUAAGAAGUCAAGCUAGAGGGAUAUUCCACCAGUUCCUUAUGGAGUAUCCUCUAGGAAAUACUUUGGAAAAGCAUUUAGGAUUUUAUCUUUCACAAAUGAGCUACGAAUUGAAGUUUGGCAGGGAGUCCUCUCUAGAAAUGAUACAUUUGUUGAUCAAUACUUUUCCAGUUGACAUUUUGAAAUAUCAUAGUGGAACGUUACUGAUAACAUUAGGAACAAGGUUAGUAAAUGAUGAAGAACCUGAUUGCAGAAAAAAAGUUGCUGAGUGCAUAACGACAAUGUUGAAUAGGUUAUCAAAGCUGGAUCGUGACUCUCUAUUUGACAUACUUAUUAUUUGGAUGAAAGACAAAAAUAUAGGCCAUUGCCGUCUUGCAAGUCAGUUAUGCGGUCUGUUUGUUUUGGUAGAAAAAACAAAUUUUGAGACUCGUUUUCCUAUUGUGAUGCCACUGAUUUUGAAACAAUUUGGUUUCGAUAAUUUACCUGGUAAGAUGGUUAAAGUCAGGAAAGAGGACAAACAUAAAAGCUCAGAAGAACACCAAAGAAUUCGAGACCAUCACUUAUUUCAAGUUCUACAACUUCUUCUUAAGUUGUCAGCAAACUGUCCUUCCUUUCUGAAACACAGAGAUAUUGAAGAUUUAUCAGUUAAUGCCCAAGCCUUGUUAAGUUACCCUCAUGACUGGGUUAGAUUAGCAGCAGCUCAAUUUUUGGGCUAUGUCUUAUCGACAAUAGAUAUAGAACAUUUAGCAACACUUUUGAUAUCAUGUAAGUCAGAGAGCAGUGGUUACCUUCUCAACAAUCCAUCUAAAUCCCUUAAAUCUCUAACUCUAGAUUUGUGUGAUCAACUACAACCAGGUGGAAUUAAAAGUGAUUUAGCAGAGCAAGUUAUCAAAAAUCUUGUAUUUGUUGCAAAGGUUCUUCAGAGCAUUCCCAUCGAUAAUGGCCAGGAUGGAAAUAAAUUGAACUUACUAUGGAUAGCGAAACGGUUACGAAAAGUAGUUAACACUGAAAUUGUUGAGAAUUCUUCUGAUAUAACUUUGCGAACAGAAGUAUUCAAAUGGAUAGCUGGUGUUGCUACAGCUUUGGACGUGGGAAAUAUUUUACCAGUUCUUCAUCAUCUAAUGGCUCCGUUGGUACGGGAAAUGAUAACUACAGAAGAAAAGAAUGCCCCGCUCAGACAACUAGCAAAAGAAGUUUCAAAUUUGUUGAAGACGAAAUUGGGCAUGGAAAUUUAUACAGAUAUGAUUUCAAAGCUUCAACAAACAUUAUCUGUGAAAAGAGCAGAAAGAAAAAGAACACGAAAACAAUUGGCAGUAACCGAUCCAGAAAUUUAUGCAAAAAAGAAAAUCAAGAGACACGAGAGAAAGAAAGAGGCUAGGAAACGAAAAAUUUCUGAUUUGAAAGGCACAAAGAGAAUCUUUAAAAAGAGAAAAACCAUUGACUUAGAAGAUAAUGCAGAGGUUUAUUGACAAGUUUCUUCAAAUUACUUGCAAAAAUAACUGAAAUUCUACCUACUUUGAAAUCGUUAUUUUGGUUGGUGACUGAAUUCUUCUGAAUAUAAAUUGUGGUUGGAUUGAGGCGUCAAUAUACCUAUUCAAAAAAUAUUUGCCAAAUUGACUGCAUUGACUACAUUCAUGUUAUAAUAGAAAUGUUCUCAAGCAAACCAAGUGGACAGAGUUUUGAUAUUUAGCAAAUGAAUUCAUAUAUUGUAAAGUGACCCAAAACUGUAACUUCUGAAAGUUUUCGGUAACAGUCGACAAGCUUAACUGUAAUAUAUUUUAUGCAAAUUAAUUGUUGCCAAUUAAAUGUAUUAUUAAAUUAAGCCAGCAAAGUAUGAGGACUAUAUUACUAUUGUAGUAUACACUACUAUGUCAACCAAUCAUGAGUUACUCAAACAUUGUUUAACAAAUUUUUAUUGUUUAUUGUCAAUUAUGUCAGGGCUGUGAAAAACUUUGUUAUCUAUAAAAUGUAUACUUCUUAUAGAAAGGACUUCUGUAGCUAUUGUAAAUAAUAUUCAUUCACAUUAAUAAAAAAAAUCAUGUUAUUGAA
This is a messenger RNA of Leptinotarsa decemlineata (Colorado potato beetle), 8967 nucleotides long. Its product is annotated as small subunit processome component 20 homolog. Gene Ontology annotation, cellular component: small-subunit processome; nucleolus; 90S preribosome. The record is from RefSeq and is a predicted model, not a curated record. NCBI's taxonomy places the organism in Eukaryota, Metazoa, Arthropoda, Insecta, Coleoptera, Chrysomelidae.